Messenger RNA from Fundulus heteroclitus (mummichog), 2553 nucleotides. RefSeq lists its product as uncharacterized. Lineage: Eukaryota; Metazoa; Chordata; Actinopteri; Cyprinodontiformes; Fundulidae. The record is from RefSeq and is a predicted model, not a curated record. The transcript is spliced from 2 exons. Gene Ontology annotation, biological process: telomere maintenance; DNA repair. Gene Ontology annotation, molecular function: DNA helicase activity. The coding region runs from base 592 to 2553 and encodes 653 amino acids.
UCGUUUCAUGCAACCGUUACGAGGCACUCCAGCUUAUUGGGAAAAAGGCCUCCGUGAUUUGCAUGCCAUGGUUCGGCAGCUUGGAAAACCUACCUUCUUUGUGACCUUCUCCGCGGCUGAAAUGAGAUGGCCAGAGUUCAUUGAGGCCAUCAAAGCUCAGCAUGGAGAACAGGUAGCGUUUUCAGAUCUUGACUGGAAUGCAAAGUGCGAUAUUCUUAGAAGCAAUCCGGUCACUGUCAUGUGCAUGUUUGAGAAGAGAGUGGACGCGCUUUUCACAGACCUCAUUCUUUCCCCAGCACAGCCUCUUGGACCUGUUGAGGAUUACUUUUAUCAUGUGGAGUUUCAGGCAAGGGGUUCACCUCAUAUACAUGCAGUGAUCUGGAUUAAGGAUGCACCCGAGAUGGAAGACCCGGCAUGUUGCGAUGGAGUCAUAAAUUUCAUCGACCGCUACAUUUGCUGUCAACUGCCCGAUGAAACCGCAGACCCCGAGCUCCAUAAAAUUGUCAAGGAGGUUCAGAUGCACAGCAGAAGCAUUCGAAAUCGUGCAAGAAAGGAAACGUCGAAUGCCGAUUUGGAUUCCCCAAACUACCGAUGGAAAGAACCACGAUCACUGUCCCUCAGUUCGAUUUGGAUUUGGAAGAUGACGAGAAAAAAGCUGAGCAAGUAAAGGAAAAGAAAGGUCGGAAGAAGUCCAAAAAAUCCAGAUCCAGAAUCAUCUCUACACUACAAACGGUGGCUAAGAAGAAGCUGAAGCCUGUAAGGGAUUUACUUAUGGACGAAAAAUCAUCUUUCAAGGAUUUGUCGGAGCUACUCCAGGCUUGUAACAUGACCAGGCAGGAAUACAGGUACUAUGUUGACGCUCUCACUUCUGGGAUGGUGGUAAUGAUGAAGCGGGACCCCAGGGACGCUUGGGUAAACGGUUACAACCCAGUUCUCCUCCGUGCGUGGAAUGCCAACAUGGACAUUCAGUAUGUGCUUGAUGAGUACAGCUGCAUCGAGUACAUGAUGUCCUACAUAGCCAAGCCAGAGCAUGAAAUGGCACAGUACCUCAAGUCUGUCGUUGAGGAUCUGAAGAAGUCCAAUGUCAACCAGCAGGAUGAGAUGAAGAAGAUCAUGCAGGCUUAUUCAAAACGAGAGGUCAGUGCUCAGGAGUCUGUAGCACGCACCUGCAGUCUACCUCUUAAGAAGUCGUCACGUAGUGUCAUUUUCAUUCAAACGGGUGAAGACGCUGUGAAAAUGAGUCUUCCAAUGAGCAGACUCAUGAACAUGGGCCCAGAUGAGGAGGAUAUCUGGAUGAAAGGAUUGCCAGACAAAUACGUCAAAAGACCUCAAAAUGUGGAAUUUGAAGACAUGUGUUUGGCUGUAUUUGUCUCUGAAUACAGGGUCCUGUAUGGUAGGCAAAUUGAAGGACCCAAUGCAAUCCCUCUCUUAAACGAAGCCGGAUACAUCCAGAAGAGAACAGUGGGGAAGCCAGCCGUCAUUAGAUUCACUCGUUUCUCCGAAAAGAAACAGCCGGAAAAAUUUUACAGGCGGCUCCUGAAGUUGUACUUGCCACACAGGAGCGACGAGGAUCUCAAAAGUCAGGAACACCCAUCUUAUGAAACCUUCUACAACAAUGGACGUCACCGUAGGUGGAGUGUCAAACAAUGGGUAGACUUUAAUCGGAAGAGGUAUGAAGGACAAGGGAAAAAAAUCGACAAGAUCAUGGAGAAAAUGAAAAAGCAAGGACCAGUUCGGAAUGCUUGGAACACUUUUGCGCCCGAGGUUGAAGUCGAGCGUUUGGAAUGUGUUGCGCAGCGGCCAGUGGUGGAACAAGACGAAGAGCAGGACCCGGUUCCCGAAUACCAAAUGGAUGUAACCCUGCCGGCGAUUGAAGUACCUAAACUGAGCCCUGACUUUGUGCGACAAAUGUUCCGCAGUUUAAACCAGACUCAGUCAUCCAUAUUCUAUGCCAUUCGUCAUUGGUGCCUGCAGCGUGUCUGGGGUCAGAACCCAGAACCCUUCUUUUACUUCUUGACGGGAGGAGCCGGGUGUGGUAAAUCGCAUGUCAUCAAAUGCGUUUACCAGGAGGCAACUAAGCUUUUGCGUCAGCUUCCUAGAUUGCGGGAUGUCGGUGACAUGUCUCAGCCCACUGUGCUCCUCACCGCUUUCACUGGGACUGCGGCGUACAACAUUUCAGGCAAGACUUUGCAUUCCAUCUUGAAGCUCCCCAAAAGCUUGAAGCCACCUUAUAAGGGACUUGGAAAUGCCCUGGAUGAGGUCAGAGCAGUUCUUUCCAAUGUGGAGAUCUUGAUUAUUGAUGAAAUCUCCAUGGUUUCUAAAGAACUAUUGGCAUAUGUUCACUGGAGAUUUCAGCAGAUCAAAGGGAACACAAGGCCGUUUGGUGGGGUCUGUGUUCUUGCGGUGGGAGACUUUCACCAACUGCCCCCCUUGGGAGCUUCAAGACCUCUUUGUGUCAUGGAGGAUGGUGUACUUGAUCUCUGGAAUGAGAAUUUCUGCCUAGUAAGUCUAACCGAAAUCAUGCGGCAGAAGGAUGACAAAGUCUUUUGCUGA